AUGACUGCCGCAAGGGCCUCGUUUGCGAAAAAGGAUAUUUGCCUUGCCCCCAAGAGCAAGCGUGAGAACUCCAAGUCCCAGCUCCAGGGUGCUUGCGAUGUCAACGGAGACUGUGUGAACCUUUCCUGCAGCAACAGCGUCUGUGUCGUCGCCAACCAGAAGAGCAACGACCAGGACCAGAACGAGCAGCAGAAGCGCGAUGCCGGUGACAAGUGCCAGUCUGACAACGACUGCACCAUCGAGAACCAGACUUGCCAAGACUUGCCAGUUGAUCGUAUGUACUCCCAAAACUCACUCUCUACAUGA
Molecule: messenger RNA, 306 nt
Organism: Penicillium malachiteum
Lineage: Eukaryota; Fungi; Ascomycota; Eurotiomycetes; Eurotiales; Aspergillaceae
Exons: 3
Coding region: 1-306 (101 amino acids)
Source: RefSeq, a predicted model, not a curated record